CAGAGCACAAUCGCUGUUCAAACCGAUUGAACGCACUGCGGCUUGUUUACAAUACAAAACGACCACGGGACCACGACUCUGAAGACGUUUCGUGGGUUUCAUGGUUGGUUUCGUGCACAGUGGUCUCGCGUGGUUACAGUUACGGCGCUUCAACUUCAGAUUAACGCCGUGACAGCUCCGCCUUGCGAUGGUCGAAACGUGUCUCGAGCAAUGCAGUAAAUUAUUGAGCAGCCUUCGAGAUGCCGGCGUGUUACAGUCCUUCAAGCUCGAAUACGACGUUGCGGAACACGUAGUAGGUCCGCCGAAGGCCGCCUCUGUCCAGACGGCCAUACACGAUUUCAUCAAGUGUUUAGAAGACUACAAGAACAAGCUGUCAAAUGUCGAAGUGCGUGCCGCUGUUGACCCCAAGAUCGUGCAGAUCCAAGUAAAUCGAAAAGUGAUCGACGAUAGGAUCGAUGCUUUCAUAACGAGAAAAAGGAAAGAGGUUGACGACUGGAAUGUACAGGAAUUCUGCAGUUCCAAGGCUUCCGAAAUCGACAACGAGACAGAGUAUGGUUGUGCUAGGGUUGACGCAGUCUUUGUUCCAAGGUCUGGAGGCUGUAGUCACGUCAAAGUUUCAAGGGUUGUGAACCAGUGGGGGCCCAUGACAAAGCUCAUGAGGCCGGCCCACAACCCCCACGGGCCGACGGGGUCCAAGGAGGAAGAACCCGCCGCCAGAAUACCCGAGGGCAUCGAGGAGCGACUGCGAAACAUGGAAUCUCACCUGAAACUCAAAUCUGGCUGCUCGGUUCCCCAGGACGUGUACGUGAGAAUAAAACAACUGGAGGACAGGAUCCUUUACCUGGAAGGCAUUUCACCAGACUACUUCAUGAGCAGCAGUACUCAAGGGGCCGGUGCCGCAGAGCCAAGACGUGCAUCGGGAGAUACCUCGAGGCACUAUGACGACUGGAGCAUGUCUGAAAUAGAGAACAGGAUCAGCUUACUGCAGACUCGACUCAGGGAAAAAGUGCAAGACGCUUCUGAGCCGUCGACGUCAUCAAUGGCCCUCUAGCUCCGUCAAGGGCUACAGAAAUGUACAGAAGCCAUCAUCAUGCCAUUACUUCAACUACUGAAAAGACAAUGCAGUAAACUAUGUACGGUGAUC
Molecule: messenger RNA, 1144 nt
Organism: Ixodes scapularis (black-legged tick)
Lineage: Eukaryota; Metazoa; Arthropoda; Arachnida; Ixodida; Ixodidae
Product: MAP3K12-binding inhibitory protein 1
Exons: 9
Coding region: 188-1051 (287 amino acids)
Source: RefSeq, a predicted model, not a curated record